Molecule: messenger RNA, 802 nt
Organism: Osmerus eperlanus (European smelt)
Lineage: Eukaryota; Metazoa; Chordata; Actinopteri; Osmeriformes; Osmeridae
Product: gamma-crystallin S-like
Exons: 3
Coding region: 144-668 (174 amino acids)
Biological process (GO): lens development in camera-type eye; visual perception
Molecular function (GO): structural constituent of eye lens
Source: RefSeq, a predicted model, not a curated record
UCUCAUUUUCAUGACAAAGCAAUUUUCCGGUUGCUAGGCCUCCCCUGUGGGAUAUAAAAAGGGAGUGGGGGAUCAGAGAGAGAGCGAGCACCACCUCACACGGACUUCAGGGAAACUACCAGGGCUAAACCCAACUAUCAACGAUGGGCAGGAUCAUCUUCUUCGAGGACAAGAACUACCAGGGCCGUCGCUAUGAGUGCGACAGCGACUGCUCCGACUUCCACGCCUACCUGAGUCGCUGCAACUCCAUCCGGGUGGAGAGUGGAGCCUGGGUGCUGUACGAGAGGCCCAACUACACUGGCUAUCAGUACGUCCUGACCAGGGGGGAGUACCCAGAGUACCAGCGCUGGAUGGGCCUCAACGAACGACUCUGCUCCUGCAAGAUGGUCCACUUUGCGGGCGUAGCACCAUACCAGAUCCAGCUGUACGGAAAGGGGGACUUUGCGGGCCAGGUGUUCGAGGCGACUGAGGACUGCCCCUCGGUCCUGGAGAAGUUCCACUGGAGGGAGGUCCACUCCUGCAAGGUCCUGGGGGGCUGCUGGGUCUUCUACGAGCACCCCAACUACAAAGGACGCCAGUACUUCCUGGAGAAGGGAGAGUAUCGCAAGCCCAUGGACUGGGGCGCUGUGUGUCCCACCAUGCAGUCCUUCAGACGGCUGACAGAGUAACCUCUUCACCCCCACCACCCCGGCCCUCCCUUUCCCUCCGGUCGUACCAGCAAGCCUGCUCCUUCUACGUCACCACCAAGCUAGGGGCACCAGAGACACACCAUCAGCCGAAAUAAAAAAACCUGAGUGGAAAG